Molecule: messenger RNA, 396 nt
Organism: Saccharomyces paradoxus
Lineage: Eukaryota; Fungi; Ascomycota; Saccharomycetes; Saccharomycetales; Saccharomycetaceae
Gene: DIF1
Product: Dif1p
Exons: 1
Coding region: 1-396 (131 amino acids)
Cellular component (GO): cytoplasm; nucleus
Molecular function (GO): ribonucleoside-diphosphate reductase inhibitor activity
Source: RefSeq, a predicted model, not a curated record
AUGGACGCACAACUGGAAUGGGCUAGCAGCCUUGUCCCAAAGAGACAGUUUCAACAACAACAACAACAGCAGCAGCAGCAGCAGCAACAGGAUUUCCAAAAGGACCAGUUGAUGACUGUGGGUAUGCGGAUCAGACAGCGGGUCGACCAGGGUUAUGCCUCGAGGACGCCGAGCACGUCGGAGGCCUCGCUACAGCCGGGCGUCAUUAGAGAUUACUCGAGCGUUAUUGUUCCGCAGUUUACAAGGUCGCCCUUGCCCACUGCAAACUCGCUACCACCUAUGCUGAUAAACCAGAGAACCAUGUCGACCGAGGCAUCCUCGCUCGAGAAAUGGGACGUCCCGGAACCUGCCGCGGAGCACGAAACAAUGGUUAACGGGUCCAAGAGAAGACUUUGA